AAAGUGCUCAAAUGAUAUAUACAGUAUCUCAUUGUCUCAGAAUAUCAUCAAACGCUCUCUUCAUUUUCCUAUUUUAAAUGUCCCAAAAUGAGAAUUUGCUUGUCAGCAGCAUGCUGUAAUAUACUGAUUAUCAACUCACAUGCCACAGCACAUUUGGGGACCUCAAGUCUCACAAUAGUAUCAUCAAAUUUAGCUCAUUAGCUUAUUUCUGCAAGUGAGGUUACAUUACUAUUACAGUGAUAACUAUCAGAAGAAACUUGACAAGUCAUGUGACACCAGCAUCACUAGGUAUGACUUGCCCCAAGAGAGAUGGUGUGUUUUCUGCAUAGUGUGUUUUGCCUAGACCCAAGUAAUGACAAAGGACUGAAAGAUAAUGGCUAAUAUGUAGUAAACACUUGCUGUCAAAUAUUAUUCUAAGGGCUUUACAGGGAUGAGCUCAUUUAAGCCUUGGAGCAAUCCUUUGAGUAGAUCCUAUUACAGAAGAAGAAACUGGAGGCAAAGUUAGUAAUUUGCCCUAGAUGUAUCUAGUGGCUGAAUACUGAUGAGGCCAGCAGUGAGCCCAGAUCACGGCAGUAUAUUCCAGCCUGAGCAACAGAGUGAGACUGUCUCAAAACCAAAAAAAAGUUGGGAGGGUGGAGAAACAUUUCCAUGUUGACAGUUGCUCUAGCUCAGAGCCUUGUAAUCAUGCACCAGCAGAGCCAUCUGGGUUACUGCAAUAGUUCUCUAAUAGGCCUUGUUUUCUUUGUCCCUCAAAAUCUGUAAUACAGUCUCUCAACAGCCAGGGUGAAGCGAGUCAGGUCAUAUCACUUGUCUGCUCCAAUCCCUCCCGUGGGAUUGGACUACCGUAUUUAAAACCAUCCCUGCGUCUGCCCUGCUCUAUUAUCCUUUAUCUGCUUUAUUAUCUCUACAGCACUUAUUACUACGUAUCAUAACACAUAUUUUACUUUUUUAUCUCCUCCCAUUGGAAGGCAGGGAUCUUUGUUCCCUGCUGCUAUCUCAGAUUCUACAAUGGUGCUUGGCACACAGAAAACAAUAUCUACUUGGAUGUUUCAGUUAAAAACAACAAGAAUUAGCUGGGCAUGGUGGCUCGCGCCUGUAGUACCAGCUACUCGGGAGGCUGAAGCAGAAGAAUUGCUUGAACCCAGGAGGCGGAGGUUGCGGUGAGCCAAGAUCGCGCCAUUGCACUCCAGCCUGGGUAACAAAAGCGAAACUCCGUCUCAAAAAAAUAAAAACAACAACAACAACAAAAAACAGUAUCGGCACCAUAAGAGGGAAAAAUGAAAAAGGAAAAGUACUCAGUAUAUAUUUUUGAAUAAAUGGAUUAGUGUGUUUGUGAUGACAAUCGAUGAUAAUCAAGGGGUUGGAUACUCACCACAGCUAACAGUUAAUUGAGCACUGUCUCAAUUAAGCUAAUGUCUAAGCUUUUUGCAUAUUUUAUUUAACCCCCACAACCAUCUGUGAUGUAGUUCGUUAUUUUUUCCACUUUACCGAGUAGAAAACUGAGGAGGACCAGAAGCCCAUUCCCACAGCACGUUUCAGAUGAGUUGGAUUUCUUUGCCCUGCUUCUUCAUAAAGGGACUGAACUAACAAUGCUCUUAACCAGCUUGCAAGAACGUGGCACUCGUCUCAGUCAUCCGAGAUAGCAGGGUUUGGCGUCCAUAGCAACCAUGGCGCCAGGACGCGCUCGAGCGAGAACAGGUACAGAGCCAAAUCUUCCACAUUCAUAGACACCUACCAAAUCCCGAACACGGGGACACCGUCUUAGAACGCUGACGAGUCCCUGGUAAUGUAGAAAAAACGGUAACAGAGUGACACAGCAGCCAUCGAAGAUGCUCCACUUCAGACCCCGACAGACGUCACGUGACGGGUGGGGACCGCCAACCGCCCCGGCCUCGCGCGGCUUCCUCCGCCUACCACGGAAGUGAGGCAGGGAUACCAGCGCGACGGACCGCGGUGAACGGAAGUGGCUGUGGAAAGCUUUAAGUUUGCCACGGUUUACAAGGCCAGAGAUAAGAAUACCAACCAAAUCGUCGCGAUUAAGAAAAGUAUCACAGCCAUCAGCUUCACCAGAUACAGUCAAAUUGCUCUCCAGAAUGAUUGGACCAGUUUACUGUCCCACCACAUUCUCAACAUCAUUUGCAUUGUCAGACUUUAAAUCAUUUGUCAACUACAUAGAUUGAAAAUGAUCAAACUUGGACAUAGAUCAGAAGCUAAAGAUGGUAUAAAUAGAACAGCCUUAAGAGAGAUAAAAUUAUUACAGGAGCUAAGUCAUCCAAAUAUAAUUGGUCUCCUUGAUGCUUUUGGACAUAAAUCUAAUAUUAGCCUUGUCUUUGAUUUUAUGGAAACUGAUCUAGAGGUUAUAAUAAAGGAUAAUAGUCUUGUGCUGACACCAUCACACAUCAAAGCCUACAUGCUGAUGACUCUUCAAGGAUUAGAAUAUUUACAUCAACACUGGAUCCUACACAGGGAUCUGAAACCAAACAACCUGUUGCUAGAUGAAAAUGGAGUUCUAAAACUGGCAGAUUUUGGCCUGGCCAAAUCAUUUGGGAGCCCCAAUAGAGCUUAUACACAUCAGGUUGUAACCAGGUGGUAUCGGGCCCCUGAGUUACUAUUUGGAGCUAGGAUGUAUGGUGUGGGUGUGGACAUGUGGGCUGUUGGCUGUAUAUUAGCAGAGUUACUUCUAAGGGUUCCUUUUUUGCCAGGAGAUUCAGACCUUGAUCAGCUAACGAGAAUAUUUGAAACUUUGGGCACACCAACUGAGGAACAGUGGCCGGACAUGUGUAGUCUUCCAGAUUAUGUGACAUUUAAGAGUUUUCCUGGAAUUCCAUUGCAUCAUAUCUUCAGUGCAGCAGGAGACGACUUAUUAGAUCUCAUACAAGGCUUAUUCUUAUUUAAUCCAUGUGCUCGAAUUACGGCCACACAGGCACUGAAAAUGAAGUAUUUCAGUAAUCGGCCAGGGCCAACACCUGGAUGUCAGUUGCCAAGACCAAACUGUCCAGUGGAAACCUUAAAGGAGCAAUCAAAUCCAGCUUUGGCGACAAAAAGGAAAAGAACAGAUGCCUUGGAACAAGGAGGAUUGCCCAAGAAACUGAUUUUUUAAAGAGAACACUAGACAACAUUUUACUACUGAAAGAAAUAGUCAAAAAGGCAAAUAAUAGAAAAAUAGUAAACAUUAAGUAAAUGCUGUAGAAGUGAUUUUGUAAAUAUUCUACACAUGUAAAAUAUGUAAAACUAUGGGUUAUUUUUAUUAAAUGUAUUUUAAAAUAAAAAUUCUGUUUUUUUCUGA
This is a messenger RNA of Callithrix jacchus (white-tufted-ear marmoset), 3286 nucleotides long. The record is from RefSeq and is a predicted model, not a curated record. Lineage: Eukaryota; Metazoa; Chordata; Mammalia; Primates; Cebidae.